AUGGACGAAAUUAGCAAAGAUUACUUUGAUUAUAAUGAAUUUCAUGUUUUCAGAAUUAUUUCAAAUGGCUCAAGUGAGAUAAAAUAUGCUUAUAUGAAAACUAAAAAACGACACGUCGUUCUCAAAUUUUUAAAGGAAUAUAAUCAAGCUGAAUAUUUCAAGAAAUUUAAUAAGAAGAAAUUUCAUUCUAUAGUGCUUCAAUAUAGUGGUAAUAAAAACCUUAGGGAACAUUUAAAAGAAGAAUAUGUCUCAAAAAAAGAUCCUGUUAAUUUAACUCCUAUAGAUUACAAAGAACUUUAUUGUGAUUCAUGGAAACCUGAUCCUGAAAAACGACCACCAAUUGACGAGGUCAUUAAUCGUCUCAAAGAUAUUGAGCUUGAUUGUGUAUAUCAAGAUUCUAAUUAUAUUCCAAAAAUUUCUUUGGGGAGUUCUUUUAAGGACAGGAUUCAGUUUACUUCGAAAGAUGUAGCAUGUUUAGAAAUUACUAAAGGGUCUGCUCAAAAUUUAUACAUUUUUCUUCCUCCGGGUGAAAUAUCCAUAGGUAGGGGUAAUUCGAACGAUGUCAUUAUAAAAGACCAGGAAAUUGCUAAAAAUCAUGCAAGAAUUAUUGUAAAUUAUCAAGGGCAAGUCGAAAUUAAUGAAUUAGGUACUGAUUAUGGGAUUUUUGUUAAUGGUGAAAAGCUUGGAUUUCAUAUCUCCCAUCUUUUAAUAAAAGGUGAUAUACUUUCAAUGGAGCGUAGUGAAUUUCAAUACCUUCCCAUUGGAGAGUAUAAAAGCCGGAUGGAUGAACCUUUGUCAAUAUAUAAUAAAGUUUAUUUUUUGAAGAAAUUGGAGAAUGAAUUCAAGAGUGCGAAGGAAAAUAAAUGGGAUCUGAGCUUAUUGUUUUUUGAUUUAGAUCAUUUUAAAAGUAUAAAUAAUCAAAAUAAUCAUAUAGUUGGAGAUUAUGUUUUAAAAGAGUUAGUAAUUUUGAUUCAAAAUAAUCACGUCCGUUCCGUGGAUAUUUUUGCGAGAUAUGGUGGAGACGAGUUUACUAUUCUUCUCAAGGGCACUAAUAUAAGCUCUGCCUCUAAAAUUGCUGAAGAGAUUCGAGAAUCUGCUAAAUCUCAUUCAUUCACUUAUAACAAAAUCAAAUUAUUAAUUACACUUAGCAUUGGAGUUUCCGAAAUGAAUUCGUCAGUAAAUAUGUGUGACGAUUUACUUCUCAACGCUGACAAUGCAUCGAAGAAAGCUAAAGAGUGUGGUCGCAAUCGAGUAGAAAUAUGGAGUAAUGAACAAAAUUUGCCUCCCGUAAGUGAGAAUCGUCUAAGAGAGUCAUUUAGCAAACCUGAGGAUGGAAGCAACCGUAGAGGAUCAACUUCAAAAAUGGAUGUGGGUGACAAAAUUGGCAUCAAGAUAAUUAAAUCGGAAAAUAAAAUACCAGAAUAUGUGCCAUUAUCUAGCAAUAAAACUCUUAAUUUUGUUCGAACUGAACUUGGAAUGGGAACUAAUUGUUAUUUUACAAACAAUAAUGCCCGAAUUCCACGAAAACACGAGUUUGAACUAACCCUUUCGCAAAUUAUCGAUAAUAAUCAUUGUUUAUAUAUUGACAAAGAUAGUACAGAAUUCGAUUUAUUACAAUUAACAAAUGAGAAAGGUUUCAAAUUCGAUGAAGGUGGUUCUAUUGAAUAUGCUGAAGAUGAGGCUUUUAAAAUCGAUAUCAAUAAAAUUACUAAAUUUUGGAAUCCAAGAUGCAAUCGUAGAGACAAGACAUACAAAUGCAAACACUCACCUAAUGCUGAUUGUAAACGUGGCCUUAUAAUUGAUGAAAAAUUUUCGGAUGCUUUGGAAUGGUCUUGUAAUUCGCUGAAAUUAUCUCAAAUUAAUUCUAAACAAUCCACCAUGCAUUCAUGCGUAUGGCGACCAAAAAAAGAAAUUACAAUUUCGGGCAUUAGUGCAACUAAUGAAUUUAUUAAAGAUGCUAAAGCUGUAUUAAAAAAUAACGAAAAGGAUAUAAUAAAGCAACUCCGUAAUUUAUCAGAAAGAUAUGGUCAUUUUUAUGCGCAUCGUCUUAUUUUAGGAGGGGCUAUAGUUAAAAAUAAUUCAGGUGAAUCUCUACAAGAUGAACCUUCAAAUUUAAGCCUCUAA
Molecule: messenger RNA, 2124 nt
Organism: Cetraspora pellucida
Lineage: Eukaryota; Fungi; Glomeromycota; Glomeromycetes; Diversisporales; Gigasporaceae
Source: the annotation of a GenBank genome assembly